This is a messenger RNA of Jaculus jaculus (lesser Egyptian jerboa), 1143 nucleotides long. It is a transcript of the gene Rnf133, whose product is annotated as ring finger protein 133. Gene Ontology annotation, molecular function: ubiquitin protein ligase activity. Lineage: Eukaryota; Metazoa; Chordata; Mammalia; Rodentia; Dipodidae. Gene Ontology annotation, biological process: ubiquitin-dependent protein catabolic process. Gene Ontology annotation, cellular component: endoplasmic reticulum membrane; endoplasmic reticulum; cytoplasm. The coding region runs from base 1 to 1143 and encodes 380 amino acids. The record is from RefSeq and is a predicted model, not a curated record. The transcript has a single exon.
AUGAAUCUUCUUAAAGCUGGCACUGGACAAAACCACACUACAUCUUCCUGGCUUGUGAAAUUCAGUUUUCUUUGGCUUCUCAGUCAGCACUGUUGUAGAGCUAGUGCAGUUUGGACAGCUUAUAUGAACAUAUCAUUUCAUGUGGGAAACCACAUGUUGUCAGAGCUGGGGGAGACUGGCAUCUUUGGAAGAAACUCCGUUUUGAAGAAAAUCUCAGGAGUUGUAGUACUGCCUGAGGGAAAAAGUCAAAAUGCAUGUGAUCCCACCACCAACUUCAAAAAGCCAAGGAAUAAAGCAUGGCUGGCACUUAUUGAAAGGGGAGCUUGUACUUUCACACAGAAAAUUAAGGUGGCAAGGGAGAAGGGAGCCAGUGGAGUGAUCAUCUAUAACUUUCCUGGAACUGGUAACCAGAUUUUCCCCAUGUCUCACCAGGCAUUUGGUGACACCGUUGUAGUUAUGAUUGGUAACUUAAAAGGCAUGGAAAUUAUGCAUUUAAUUCAAAAGGGAGUUCAUGUUACAGCCACGGUUGAGGUGGGGAGGAAACACAUCAUCUGGUUGAAUCACUAUUUUGUCUCCUUUAUGAUUGUCACAACUGCUACUUUUGCUUAUUUCACCUUUUAUCAUAUCCGGAGACUCUGGAUAGCAAGGCUUCAGAACAGAAGAUGGCAGCAGUUCACAGCAGAUCUCAAGAAAGCUUUUGGCCAGUUGCAAGUUCGAGUAUUAAAGGAGGGGGAUGAGGAAUUAAAUCCAACUGUGGAUAGUUGUGUCAUUUGCUUUGAACCCUACAAGCUUAAUGAUACAGUUCGUAUCCUUACUUGUAAACAUUUUUUCCACAAGAAUUGUAUUGACCCCUGGAUUCUAGCCCAUGGCACAUGCCCUAUGUGCAAAUGUGACAUUCUGAAAGCUUUGGGGAUUCAAAUGGAUGUUGAAGAUGGAACAGAAUCUUUGCAAGUUCUAAUGUCAGACGACUUGCCUGGAACCCUUUCACCUAUUGAAGAGGAGAUAAAUAGUGAACUUCCUCUUGCAAGACUGUCAGGUAAAGUGAUCCAUGAGCAGCAGCAUUCUACAUCUCAGGAUACUGACAGUCAGCCCAAUGUGGCAGACAAAAUCUGUCAGCCCUCAUCUGGACAGCAUGACCUUUGA